AUGGUGAAAGACCAGGUAAAGGUAAAGGAACAGGUAAAGGUAAAAGAUCAGAGCCACCGUUUUAAGGAUCACUUUGAAAAGUACGUUCGACCAGGUGAAGGACCACGUAAAGGAAAAAAACCUGGUAAAGGUAAAAGACCAAGUAAAGGUAAGGGACCGAGUAAAGGUAAAAAACUGGGUAAAAGUAAAGCACCAGGUAAAUGUAAAGGAUCAGGAGAAGGUAAAAUAUUAGGUAUAUGUAAAAGAUCAGAUAAAGGUAAAGGAUCAGGUAAAUGUGAAAGACCAGGUAAAGGAAAAAUAUCAGGUGAAGGUAAAGAACCAAGUGAAGGUAAAGAACCAAGUAAAGGUAAAAAAACAGGUAAAGAUAAAGGACCGGGUAAAGGUAAAGAACUGGGUAAAGGUAAAAGAUCAAGUGAAUGUAAAGGAUCAGAUGAAGAUAAAAUAUCAGGUAAAAGUAAAAGAUCAGGUAAAAGUAAAGGAUCAGGUAAAAGUAAAGGACCAGGUAAAGGUAAAAGACCAGGUAAAGGUAAAAGACCAGGUGAAUGGAAUAUACCAAGUAAAGGUAAAAUAUCAGUUAAAAGUAAAGUACCAGGUGAUGGUGGAGUCCAGGCAAAGGUGAUGGACCAGGUACAAGUUUUGUGUAAAAUAUAUGAUUUAUAA
Messenger RNA from Ctenocephalides felis (cat flea), 660 nucleotides. Its product is annotated as glutenin, high molecular weight subunit 12-like. The transcript has 3 exons. Bases 1 to 660 code for a protein of 219 amino acids. The record is from RefSeq and is a predicted model, not a curated record. NCBI's taxonomy places the organism in Eukaryota, Metazoa, Arthropoda, Insecta, Siphonaptera, Pulicidae.